Messenger RNA from Cladocopium goreaui, 1446 nucleotides. The record is from the annotation of a GenBank genome assembly. Lineage: Eukaryota; Dinophyceae; Suessiales; Symbiodiniaceae.
AUGCAGCGCGUGGUCACGUCCCACAUGUGUGGCGACUUCAUGGGGCCCUGCCUUCAUACCUCGCUGGAUGGUGGCGUCACCAUGAUGGAAGCCUUGAACUACGCCAAGUUGGACUAUGUCUCUCUGGGAAACCAUGAGUUUGACCUGGGUAAAGCUCAGCUGGAAGCACGGCUGAGCAGCUACAAAGGCAAGUUGCUGAACACCAACGGAAUGGACGACCAAUUGAAGACCCUGCCCAAGUACGAUGUGGUCGACGUGGGUGGCAAGAAGGUGCUCAUGGUGGGCCUGUGCAUCGGAGACCCCUCUAUCUACUCGGCAAACAGCUGUCCAGAGAUGAAGGACUUCGUCCACUCCAUCAUGGCAGCCUGGGAGGAUGCCUGCAGCAAGGGUCAGCACAUUGACAUUGUGGUGCCUAUGACACAUCAACUGAUCGAAGAUGAUCGUCUACUCGCCGAACAGUUCGAGAUGCACGAGACCAUGAGUGGAAAAGCUCCAGUGAUUCUGGGUGGUCACGAACACACCGUCUUUGAGGAGGAAGUGGCCGACUCCUUGAUCGUGAAGACGGGGCAGGAUGCAACGAAGAUCGCCUGCGUGGACAUUUGGUGGACCGCCAAGGGCGUGAAAUGCCGUCAUGUUCUUAUCGACACGGAGAAGUUCACUUCCAACGGCCCAGCAGCAGCCUGGGCGGAUGGAAAGAAGAAGUUCGUGCAAGCGGCCAUGGAGGCGCCCAUCAUGGCCCUGCCCUCCAAGAUGUCCACGAAACAAGUUCGCUUCGAACAGUCUGACCUGGCAGCGUUCCUCUUGGAGAAGCUGAAGCGUGGAACCUCGCCGGUUUUAGACGCCGGUGGCAAAGACACCGAUGAGCCAGUUUGGAAAUAUGGACAUUGGCCGCGGCGUGCGAGGCGCUUUUUUGACCGCGUUUUGUACGUCAUUUGCUUCACGCUUCUCUUCCUCUGGGCCACCUUAGGUUACUUUCUGGUGUACAUCCAGUAUCUCCCCCCAGACCCCACGGAUGACUACUGCGGCAUUACCGCGUUUUUGUGCCUUUGGCUCUCAGUUUUUGCCUUUGUUGACAAUGCAGGUGAGAAGAGAACUUGGAUUCAGCGAUGGGAGGAGUUUGUGGUGAUGUGGGUGCUCACGAGUGGUUUGGCGCAGAUCGGAUGGGAGUUGCCCUAUGUCUUGUGGAAGGUGCGCUGGCUGCAGCCCAUUCAGUCCGCGACCUUGCUACUGUUGGAGUUUGAUGAUAAGUUUCUGAAGCCUGACGAACUUUGGGCUUGGCCCUUCUGGAUGUAUGCCAGCGGAGAUACGCGUUACAUGCGCCAGCACUCCUCCUCCCACGCCACCGAGACCAUGUUGGUUAUCUCUGGGCCCUUCGAGUUGUGGGCCGUCUGGAUGUUGAAACGACGUCUGCGCUACAAGACUGUCGCGCGGUGGCGGCGCGGGUGA